AGAGCAUCCUCGGAGUAGCAGCUGCCGUUCGCUGAGCCCAGCAGAGCUGGCCAUGGCAUUGUCGAUGCCGCUUAACGGGCUGAAGGAGGAGGACAAAGAGCCUAUCAUCGAGCUCUUUGUCAAGGCUGGCAGUGAUGGUGAGAGCAUAGGAAACUGCCCCUUUUCCCAGAGGCUCUUCAUGAUUCUUUGGCUCAAAGGAGUUGUAUUUAGUGUCACAACUGUUGACCUGAAAAGGAAGCCUGCAGAUCUGCAGAACUUGGCUCCCGGGACCCACCCACCAUUUAUAACUUUCAACAAUGAAGUCAAAACGGAUGUAAAUAAGAUUGAGGAAUUUCUUGAAGAAGUCUUAUGCCCUCCUAAAUACUUAAAGCUUUCACCCAAACACCCAGAAUCAAAUACUGCUGGAAUGGAUAUCUUUGCCAAAUUCUCUGCAUAUAUCAAGAAUUCAAGACCAGAGGCAAAUGAAGCAUUGGAGAGAGGUCUCUUGAAAACACUGCAGAAACUAGAUGAAUAUCUGAAUUCUCCCCUCCCUGAUGAAAUUGAUGAGAAUAGUAUGGAGGACAUUAAGUUUUCCACACGUAAAUUUCUGGAUGGCAAUGAAAUGACGUUAGCUGAUUGCAACCUGCUGCCCAAACUGCACAUUGUCAAGGUGGUGGCCAAAAAAUAUCGCAACUUUGAUAUUCCAAAAGAAAUGACCGGCAUCUGGAGAUACUUAACUAAUGCUUAUAGCAGGGAUGAAUUUACCAAUACUUGUCCCAGUGAUAAGGAGGUGGAAAUAGCUUAUAGUGAUGUAGCCAAAAGACUCACCAAGUAAAGUAGCACUUAGGAGAGAGAUGUCUUCACAUCUUCCCCUAACAGAGUAUGCUUUUCCUAACAGACUGCUCCUCUUCUUAUAUAGUAGAAAUUUUAUUUUGCAUGAAUAUGCAGUUACUCAAGAUUAGGAUAAAAGGAUAGACAAGGUAUAGUAGCUGUCUUAAAAUAUACACUCCUAAGCAGUAUUAUUUUAAAAUUCUGUUGACCUGCCUACCUUCCCUACCCAUUCCUCCUCCUAAUUUGGAGACACUCCAUCACAAACUUUUCAGUUUAGAAGUAGUUUGCCAUCUCUCUGGAGCCCUCACCAUUAUGUCCAGUCACUGUUUAUAGGUGACAGGGCUUUUGAGGUGCAAUGUUUAACUAUUAAAAUAGUAGCCAUGAUUUCGUCAGUCAGCCCCAAAGUGGUGCAUAAUACAUGGUACAAGGAAUAUUUAUGUAUUUUUGGAAUUUUAUUAUAUUUAGAAAGAGUAUAUGGAAGGAUUGCUACUGUAUCAGAAAUACUCUGUUUCAAUUCCGUCUAUCCUGGAUAUGUGCUAAGGAAUAUUGCUACCAGAAAAGAGAGCCUUUACAAAAAGUCACUACAGAUUGUGCUCGUUUUGCUUUCUUAGAUAGAUUUUUAUUUUUGGCUGAGAGCAUCUAUCCUUUAUACCAGUUUUAACACCUGGCACUAUGAAUAAGUAAAAAGUUCUCAAGAUCUGACUCAAGCAUUUUAUCCGAGAGAAGCCAGUGGGCAACCUGAUAGGCUCUAUCUUCAUCUGUU
Orycteropus afer afer is the source of this 1573-nucleotide messenger RNA. It is a transcript of the gene CLIC4, whose product is annotated as chloride intracellular channel 4. The record is from RefSeq and is a predicted model, not a curated record. NCBI's taxonomy places the organism in Eukaryota, Metazoa, Chordata, Mammalia, Tubulidentata, Orycteropodidae.